Myodes glareolus (Bank vole) is the source of this 801-nucleotide messenger RNA. Lineage: Eukaryota; Metazoa; Chordata; Mammalia; Rodentia; Cricetidae. The record is from RefSeq and is a predicted model, not a curated record.
AUGGGUCCAUCUGCAGCAGGCAUUACAGGAACAGGAGAAGCAGGCAUCAGGGGACAAGAAAUACAAGCUGUGCUCUUCGACUGUUCCGGACACGAAGCAAGAGCAGUGACCGUAAAUGACACUAUAGAACCAAGGGAACAGCAAGUGGGCAGCCCAGAGUAUCGGAAGCACAGCUGCAAGCCCUUGGUCCUGCAGUUGCUCUCAAACUUCCUGUUCUUGGCUGGGCUUCUGCUGAUCAUUCUUGCCCUUGAUGAGUCACAAUUCUCAAAGGUCCCCAGCUCCCAGAGUCAGGACAAAAUCUACCAGGAGCUCACGCAGCUGAAGACUGAAGUACACGAUGGCUUGUGUCAACCCUGCCAAAGGGACUGUGUGUUUUUCCAUGGAAACUGUUAUGUCUUCCCCAAGUCCCAGUGAAGCUGGCACAACUCCAUCACUGCCUGCCAGGAAGUAGGGGUCCAAAUGGUCAUCAUAGAGAUGACGGGGAGCAGGUCCACUGGUGGGGCACCACCCUUGUCUGGAACACACAUCUGGCUGUGGUCACCUGAGAUUGAGUGUUGGAAUAAAGGGGAUCCCAACAAUGUCGAGGAUGAAGAUGGCACAGAGAUCUCUAGGGAUGGCUGGAACGAUCUCAAAUGUGAUGCCCUAAAUUUCUGGAUCUAUAAGAAAGCUUUAACUUCAUCAUGCACCACCAAACGAAAGCCAGUUCAUCUCAGCCUCUGCAUCCCAAAUCCCAGUAUCAGGAGGAUGAACUUGACUCGUGUUCGUGUCCCUUCUCCUCGUUUGUUGGCCUUGAGGUGUUAA